Messenger RNA from Symbiodinium sp. CCMP2456, 3834 nucleotides. Lineage: Eukaryota; Dinophyceae; Suessiales; Symbiodiniaceae. The record is from the annotation of a GenBank genome assembly.
AUGUCGAUCGAUCUCAGGUCUGUGCUGAUGAAAGCUGGGGGUGCAAAAGCACCGGCUGUGAAAGCACCAGCCUUGAAAGAGCCGGGUGCGCCGACUGUCAAAGCACCAGCCUUGAAAGAGCCGGGUGCGAAAGCACCGGGAGCCACAUCACCGGGUGUGGCCAAGGCCCCGGGAGGCCCACCCCCACCCCCUGCAGAACCUGUGACACCCUCUCCGAAGGUGCAGGCCCCCAGCCCUCAGAGUAGUGAAAAAAUCGCUGACCCGGCCACUCAGCGCACUGUUACCUUUGCAGACUCUGUGCACCCGAAGCCCACUGCAGUUCUCCCGCCGGGCCCUCCUCCCAGCAUCCUGAAGCCUUCCUCGAUCAAGGAUACGGUGGAAGAUACUGUACGCGACCCCACACGAGCCGACACUCAAGAGUGGGACGGAACUCCGGCACUGAGCCUCCUUCGAUCCUGUAGUGUCGACUCAUUGAGUUCGACUGCCACCACACAAGUGAUGCAGGGCCGCUCAAAGAGCUUGCUGAGCAUGCCAUCGUCGAGUGAUGUUGUGGAGGCUACAGCCGACUCUCUCGACAGGGAUCUGUCGGACGCCUUUGACAAAGUCUGCCUGGAGGAUGAGGACGACGAAGAGGUGAAGGCAGCUUUGAAAGCAGCCGAAGCUGCUGAACGUGCCGCAGAGGAGGCUUCCCGAGUAGCAAAAGCCCAGAAGGAGCGGCUAGCCCAAGCAAGGCAAGCACGCGAACUUGAGGACCAAACACGCAAGGCCGCCGAAUGCCGUGCGAUGCUUGAUGCUGUCGAGAAGCAGAAAGCACGAGCUCUGGAGGAGCAGAAAGCAAGAGAGCUGGAGGAGCAAAAGCGCAAGGAUGCUGAAAUCCUUGAUCGGCAGCUCAUGGCUGCCGAAGAACAGAAGGCAAAGGAACUGGAGGAGCAACGACGCAAGGAUGCUGAAAUCCUGGCUCAGCGACUGGCGGAGCAGAAGGCGAAGGAACUCGAGGAGCAACGCCGCAAGGAUGCUGAAAUCCUGGUUCAACAGCAGAAGGCUGCCGAGGAGCAGAAGGCCAAGGAGCUAGAGGAGCAAAAGCGCAAGGAUGCUGAAAUCCUGGCUCAGCAGCAGAAAGCUGCCGAGGAGCAGAAGGCGAAGGAGCUCGAAGAGCAACGACGCAAGGAUGCUGAAAUCCUGGCGCAGCAGCAGAAGGCUGCCGAGGAGCAGAAGGCGAAGGAGCUACAGGAGCAAAAGCGCAAGGAUGCUCGAGCACUUAAGUUGCAGCAAGCACAGGAGCGGGCGGAGAUGGCUCGGAAAUUGCAAGAGGUGCAGGAGGAAGCGAUGAAGGAGGAACUUGCGAAAAUACGGGCUGAGGAGCGCCUGAAAGAAAGCGAGAAGCAAGCUGCUGAGCUCGCCCCAGCCGCCCGGCCCAGAGGUGAACAGCAACGUUCUUGGUCUAUGCUGGCUUCUGCUUCUUCAUUCUGUGAUGACGGACUUGAAGCUCGCGUGUGCAAGGCUGACUACCCCCGGGCUGUUCCAGAUCACCUUUACCUAUUGGACGAACCCAUCUUCGCUCCUAUCGUCAUCGACAGUGACAGUGCUGAUAGUGCCAAGGCGAUCACACCGCCGGGCUCCUCUGCCGCUACCCACACCGAGAUCGCCCCGAAGUCGAAGGUUCCGAAAGCUAAGAAGGCAUCUGCUAGAACGGAGAAAGACGACUUCGAGCUUCCAGAGCUCUCAGAUGACGAAAAGAAGAAGUACAAAAAUUUUUGGAACCGAAUGAGAUCCAAGAGCUUCGAGUCUGUCGAGGAUUCCAACACGACUGCUUCGGAGGACGAGCCUGCAGCGCCUGCUGCUACCAUCCAGAAGCAUCCUGCAGCAGAGGCUGGACCUGCUGAAGUGGCUGCUGUCGCGACAGCCGCGGCACCUGAGGCUCAGCCAGAGUCCGUCAGCCCCGAGAUGGCAGCUUUGAUUGAGAAGUUGGCCAUUUCCAUGGCCCAAGCUAUGACUGCCCAAAAUGCUCAGAGAACGGAUUGGACACCCAGCCCACCUCCGCCAAAGGCGGCCUAUGCGCCCGAUACUGAGAUAGAUUUGUCUGAGAAGGGCGGGGCUUUCAAGAUGCAAGCCUUCGCGAAGUUUGUCCAAGCUGGCUGUCAGGGUUUGGCUCUCGAGGCUGUUCUCCGCUUUUCGAAGCAGCAGGAGGAGAUCCAGCAGGCACGAGCGGAUGAGUUCAUCGCAAUGAGGAGGGUCUCGACAGAUCGGAACAAUCCUCGAGUGGAGACUUUCCUUUAUUACAAUCGAGAACGCCGUGCCAUCACGACACGCAGCUUGGACGAGAUUGCAGUCUCGCUGGGUGCGAAUGCAAACUUUGCUCUGCAGCUCAUGGAUCAGUUCAAGGGAAACGACCCCAACUCGAGUUCCGGUGAUGUGCCACCUACCAGAUCAACCUUACAGCAUCCAGAUACACCAGGACUGCCACCCUCUGUCGAGCCUAAGAAGGAUGAGCAACCGAAAAAGAAAGCCAAGCCGGCCAAGAAGGAGGGCGCAGAUCUGGAGGUGCAGCUGUUGGACGGCACCGACAUGAAGUCCUUCGCCUCUGCUUGGGUCACGGCAUGCACAGCGGCCGAGGGGAAGGCCAUCACUCUGCUCGAGGCCCUGGAGUCGCAAGAGAAACUGAUUGAGAUGAUCGGGGAUGCCAAGUGCGGCAUGGCCGAGAAGAGGAAGGCCCUGCAGAGCCUCGGGACCGAUCCGCGAAAGGAUGAUGUCCAGACCAUCCUGGACCAGGCAGCAUCCUAUGUCAUCGCUUACAAGAAGCACGUGAAGGUGGCGACCAACCUGAUCAACCAGCACAAGAAGGAGAGCCAGCCGAAGAAGAAGGCGAAGCCGGCAGCACAGCAUUUUUGUCUGGUAUGGGAAAGGCUGGACAACGACCCGACCACAUCGAAGAGACUUUGCAUCGAGCUGCCAGGGAGAAGACGUCUGAAGGGCCCGGCCAAAAAGAGCAAGUUUGCUGCACUUCCGCCAUCGCGAUUUCAGCUGUGGUUAUGUGGCUCUGUCGAUUGGGCAGACUUUUGGAAGCAAGCUGCUUCCGAAGACUGGGGAAUGUGGCCUGUGCAAGACAUUUUGUUUGUCAUUCAUUUGUACAUGAACCACCCGGUGCAAAGCUUUGACGAUGUCGCCCGCAGCCGGGCAUUUGGUGUAACGAUGCAUGGAGAUCCAUUCACUACAAAGUUUCCUUUUGUCGUACUGAAGAGCGACUUAAUGCACUACGACCGGGACGGCGAAAACAUCUCGAUGGACCAUAUACAAGCUUCACUUGUCGAAUCCUUGAAUUUAUUGGCUGAUCCGAACAACGGGCUGGGCUUCACAGUGCAUGUGGUUGCCGGGAAAGGAGAUUGGAAAUUUCGCAAGGAGUGGUUGAAACAAAGCAGAUUUUAUGGCAACGCUUGUUCUGGGAAAGAUGGGCUAUGCCAGAGGUGUCUUGCGUCGAAAACUACUUGGCUGGAUCCCUUGUACGAAAGGUUCAACAACACAGCGGACCUUGCGACUGCACGCGCAUCGGCUGUGGGAGAAAUACAGUUGACAAAGCUUGCUGGGUGGUGCUCCGACAUGGAAACUGCUGAUGUUCUUCAUUGCUGCUGGUUAGGCUGCGGCCGCGACUUGAACGGCAGUUUGUGUAUGCUGGCAGCGCGGCAUUUGUUUCCUGGUGCAACCUUUGACGAGUGUCUUCGAGCUCUUCGAAAGGACAUGCAACUUUGGUGCCAGGAUCAUGGUAUCCGAGCUUCGACGAUCGACGACUUGAGAAUCUCAACCCAUAAAUUUCGAUCUUUUCCAACUUUUGGCAACUAG